Notechis scutatus (mainland tiger snake) is the source of this 2544-nucleotide messenger RNA. Lineage: Eukaryota; Metazoa; Chordata; Lepidosauria; Squamata; Elapidae. The record is from RefSeq and is a predicted model, not a curated record.
AUGACCUCUUGGGAGAUGGACUGCAGAGAGUGGCAGCUGCAGCUCCCUGACUCAAAGGAGGCCCCGAGCAGAUCAGAGUCCAUUUGCACUGAAGACUUGGCCGAUGAGUUCCACAAAGGCCUGGUGAAUGUGCUGCUGAGCUCCGAUGAAGAUGAGGCACCUUCUGGUCUCGCCUCAGGCCCCAGAGAUUUGAGGCCACCCACAUCUCAUGCUACCAUCCUGCCUGAGAUGGCUGGUCCUUGUCCAGCUUUCAGAUCUCUCCACCCUGAUUCGGAUUCUCCCAGAUUGGAGUCGACAAGCCAGCGGUGGCCAGCAGAAGCGUCCAAGGAGAAACGGAGCCAAGAAUUGGCUCCUCAUUCCAGAGAAGGUCCCCUCCAGAGUCUUCCUCAACAGGGAGUCAAGAACGUGGAAGCCCCACGAGAAAAAGGCUCUGUGCUUAGGCAGAACUGUUCUGUCAAGAGCUCCAGUGGAACGGAUAUAGGAAGGGGAGGCCAGCCAUGGAAGAGGAGCCCUCACGCCAGACUCCAGAGCGCAAGAGAAGAAGCCAAACUCCUUGGCGGAAAGGAGAGGCUGACGCCACCUGAAUUGGGGAUGGAUCCUGGAGUCAUUUAUGGCCCAAGGGAUGCGGAGAAGACUCCAGCGUUGGCCAGAAGACCGAGGGAGACCUGGGCUGUUGCUUUGAGCGCUGACGUCCAUGGUGAAGUUCCAGAGAGGGGAGAAACUGGCGGCCCUGAUGUGAAAAAGCCCCAGAUGCCAGCACGAAAUCCAUGGAGGUCCUCUAGUUCCAGCGUCUUUGAUGUAGAUGAAGAGCCGUUUGCACAGCUGGCCGGCCAAAAAAGGACUUCUAGCAACUUCAGGAGGGCUGAUCUGGUGCUGCUGGAAUAUAAGCGGGAUAUCUACCUGAAGGAAGUCGUGGAACUGGAGGAAGAGCUCAGCUUGCUCCGGCGACAGGGCAGGAAGUACGGAGCCCUGCAGGUGGAGGCUCUGCUGUCCCAAAAGGAUCUGGAAAUAGCGAGGAUGCACAAGAACCUCUCAGGCUUGGAGGUGGAAAAGGAAGCCCUGGAUGGCAUUGUCCAGAGCCUGAAAAAGGAACAUCAACAACAGCUGAAGAAGGUUCAACAGGACGCAUUCCAGGAAAAGGAGAAAGACCUCUGCAAGCUAAGAGAAGAGAUGCAGCUACAAGAGAAGCGGGCUUUACAAAAGUGUGUGGAGAGCUCGGAAGUGGCUAAAGCCAGCGCUCUUCAGGAACAAGCUGUCACCUUCCAGAAGGAAAUUGAAGAUCUACAAAAAAUCCUAAAGGAGCGAGAGGCAGAAGUCAUCCAGCUGCAGGAAGCCAUGCAGAAGCAGGCAAUGGCGCUGAAGGCCAACGAGGUGGCACAGGACGCUCUGCACCAGGAGCAGAAGAAAUGGGAAGCGAACGCCCAGGCAGCCCUCCGGAUGCAACGAGAGGUCCUGGGGGAGCAGGACCGUAGGAGGCAGGCGGAUCUCCAGAGAGCCCUGGAGAAGGAAAGGAAACUCAACCGUGCUUUACGGAAUGAAGCAGGUGACCUCCGUCAGAAGAUCGAGGGCUUGGAGAACCAGGCCCGUUUGUUGGAAGAGGAGAAACGAGCCAGCCUGGAAGAACUCCAGGUUGGGCUGCAGAAGGAAAAGGAUGAAGCUCUUCAGAGGCUGCGAGAGGAGCUGGAGCAGGAAAGGAUGCAAGAAAGAGAAGAAAUGAGGACGAAGCUGCAACAGAUGAAAGAAGGCGAAGAACAUCUGCAAGUAGAAUGCAGCCGGAUGUCCCUCCGGGAGCAGGAAGCUUGGGCCCAGGCUGACCAGAUGGAUCAUUUUUGGGCCACUCAGGUUGCCAUAGCAUGUCAGCAGCUCCAGGAGGUCCUUCCUGAGAAGGCAGCCCUGCGGCCUCACCUGCUGUGCAGAGGUGUCCUUCCUCUCUCUUCCGGCGCUGCCCUCCAGGCCCUGCGAGAGGUGAAGGAAGAAAUUCAGAGUUACAUCCAGGAUCUCAACCACGAGCUUGAGCAGCGAAGGCAGCGUAUUUCCCAGAUCCAGAGAGAGAAGGAGGUGGAGUUGAGGCAGCAGAAAGAGCAGCUUCACCUGGAAAGUCGGUCUGUUCUGGAAGCGCUGAAAGAGCAGCUGGUUCAGGAACACAUGAACGACAUCCUUGCCCUGCAGCGCAGCUGGUUGAAGGAAGGACAGGGGAAAGACAACCCUGGGUGGGAUCCAUCACUUGGUAAGCUGCAUGCUGCCCAGAAGAAGGUGGUUUGUGAGAAAGACGACGCAGAUCACACGCCCAUCCACCAACCAAAGGGGCGUCUUGAGCGAGACGGGCCUUGGAAAAACACCGGGGAAGGGAAAGAAAAACAGCUCGGAGGGUCCGAGGGCAGGAAGAGCCCUCCUUGCCCUCGGCGAACGGGAGAGACCAACCGCAAAGUGGAAGCUCUCCAAGAUACGGGGAAGGCGUGGAAGAUGUGGGUGGAAGAUGUGGACGCCGCCGUUGUGCACUGGGGAGAAGCAGCUUCGGUGUGCUGCUCUGGUUCACAGCCCUGA